UUGCUUUCAGGACAACUUAUUGAUUUCCUAAAUAUUCUCAAAUUUGGAGAUGAACAAGAGAUAAAGAAAAUCCCAAGUGCCUCAUUAAAUGUCUCCUAUUUUUCAUUAUUGUUUAUUACCACUGGAUCUUCUUUGAUCGCCAUCUUUCAUAUAGUCGUUUCAUCGGCCGUGAUGUAUUGGGCCGCCAGGUCUUUGGCCACAGGGAAUAAAUCCAGAAUCGAUGCCGGCUUUGAGUUGGUGCUCUCAUCGUUUGCCCUCGUCAUUUCACUGGUAUUAUUUGCUGGUCUAAGAUGUGAGAGUCGCCGUGUGAUUACUGUAUAUAUCGUGGUUGCCAUAAGUCUUCUAUUCAUACUUUUUCUUGCCUUAAUAAUGGGAUUAAAGGCUGGAAUUCUUGACGAUGCCGAUCAUAACGGCUACAAAACCAUUGAGGAGGAGAUGCUGAUUGUAGUCGAGAUAUUGUGCUCAUUUGCUUUGGUCGCACUAGAAGUGUGGUUUUUGACGGUGGUGCUACGCUCCUAUCGCUUUAUCACCCAUAAACGUCAAUAUUUCGGUGUUGAUCGAGAGGAAAACCUUUAA
Angiostrongylus costaricensis is the source of this 576-nucleotide messenger RNA. NCBI's taxonomy places the organism in Eukaryota, Metazoa, Nematoda, Chromadorea, Rhabditida, Metastrongylidae. The record is from the annotation of a GenBank genome assembly.